This is a messenger RNA of Acanthamoeba castellanii str. Neff, 2214 nucleotides long. RefSeq lists its product as uncharacterized. Bases 1 to 2214 code for a protein of 737 amino acids. The transcript is spliced from 2 exons. Lineage: Eukaryota; Discosea; Longamoebia; Acanthamoebidae. The record is from RefSeq and is a predicted model, not a curated record.
AUGGAGGAUGACGCGCCAGCGGUGGGUGUAGCGGGCAACGAGAAGGUAGACAUCUCCUCCACGUUGUCUUCAUCUUCGGCAUCUUCAUCCACGAGGUCACGACCUACGUGGGGCAAGGUUAUGCGGCAGACGUGGGCGCGCACCUCGAGCCGACGGCUCAACUCGAAAUCGAGCACCGCCCCCGCGACGGCCGCAGGGGGACCUGGUGGUGGGCUGUCGAAGAGCGCCCCCGAGAAGGAUGACGAGGACGAAGACAAGAAAAGAUCGAAAGCGAAGAAGGAAAGAACGAAAACGACGAAGAAAACGCGAAUCCGAAUCGACAAGGCCGCCGAAGAGCGAAGGGCGUUGACGAGCGACUUUUCAUCUUCCUCCUCUUCAUCCUGCGCAUCUCCAUCUCCUUCCUACAUCUCCUCGUCUUCUUCGUCGUACUCGCGCUAUGGGACCUUCGCGCAGUCGGCUUCCGCCACGCUCACCGCUGCCGGCAGCGCCCGAGGCCCGCGCGGCCGGUUCGGCUACGAGUCUCUCCGUGCGGGUCGUAUCGCCCCGCUUGCCGCCUCUGGUCCCUGGUACGCUCCUACCCUGCUUGUGGACGAGGAGGUGUCGUGGGUGAUCGACGAACGACGGCUGCGCAAGGUGAGCGGCGGGAUCGUACGGAAGGAGGAGCCCAGCGGAAAACAGCGGAAGGCGCCGUGCGCCGUGGCUGGGAAGGAUCGCGACAGCGUUGCUCGACGGGAUCGAGUCGCGGGCGGGGAGAAGGAGAAGGCGAAGGCGGAGAGCGUGGAAGAGGAAGAAAGCGAAGAAGCGGAGCCAGAGGCGGUGGGAGAGGAUGCAGCGGAGGAGAAGGGAGCCUUCGACUUGCUGUGUGCGUACUAUCCGCACUCGCUGGCCUCGCUAACGAGCCUCACCACUAAGAAGGGGAAGGAAAAGAGCGAAAGAGAAAGCGACGACGAGAGCGAGAGCGAAAGCGACAGAUACAAGAUCGUCAAGGCGAAGGGCACCGGGGUAGAGGAGACGAAGAACGUGACGAUCGCGAGCGAAGACGAUAACGAGCGCGAAGGUGGGAAGGAGAAGAAGAACGAAGCCAGCAAUGGCAAGCGGCCGAGGAGGAAGCGGCGAGCAGUCUCGGCCAAGCGAAACGACGAGGGCCGGCUGCUGCGGUUGCGCGCCAAGCUGUGCAAGAGCGGAGAUAUUCUCCUGUGCAUGCGCAGAGAGCGCAGCUACGACGGCGACGGCGACAACGACGGAUCGGGCGAUGGCGGUGGUGCGUCGACGCCCGAAUCCUCGCCGGAGCUGCAGGGCAGGGACGGCCGCGGGCGCAGGGCCGACGGGGAGGGCCAGGCCCAGACCGACGCUGCCGCCACGCUGGAGGCCAAGACGAAGAAAUCGUCCACGCCCAGAAAGGAGGAGAAGGAGUCGGAGGCCGAGCGCGCGAUGGAAAGGGAGAUGGAGGAGUUGUGGAAGCGGGCGAGCAAGCCGCGACGCUGCAGCGAACCGUUUGCCUUCCCCUCGCGACGAUCGCGCGGCAAGGCGCGCCGCGCGGACGGCGACGAAGCCGUCGGUGGCGACGGUGGCAGUGGCUCACGCGAUCGCUCGAACACGAUCAGUUCGUUCGUGCUGGCGUUCGAGGAGCGCAAGGAUCUGAGCCAGCUCGCCCGCGAGCGCGACCAGGAGAAGUCCGAGCGCAAGAGUCGCUGGCGCGCCUACUCCUUCAUCACUCCUCGCCGCAACCGCAACGGCAGCAACGCCCAACCUGCGGCGCUGGCGACACCCUCAUCAUCGUCUUCAUCAUCUGCACUGCCGCAGGACAGCCCGGCCGCCGCCGGCGUCGUGCAGGGCCGCCAGCGCAGCUCUUCGCUGGGCGCCCCACGGCCGAACCUCAACCUUAUCGAGCAGCCUCUGCGUCAAGCGCGAAGCCUGAGCGACGACGAGGGCGAAUCGGGCAGACUGGACGAUGACGAUGACAUCUACGGCGGCGGCGCGGCCAACACGUUCGUCGAUCUCGACAACCGGCCGCGGCCGCACCAGCAGCUCCUCCUGCACCAGCAGCAGCUCAAGGCCCAGCGCGACCGGCGACGGCGCGAACGCGAGGCGGCCGAGCGCAAGGAGGAGGACGAGCGCCCGCACGAGACCACGAGAGACAACGGCAACAAGAGCGAAGGCAGCGCCAAGCCCAGCUGGCGCAACCUCAAGCUCCUCUUCUCCAGCGAGCGGUGA